AUGGAAUGGAUCCCAUUUGAUCAAUUCAAAGAUCUAAAACCUCUUGCAAAGGGUGGGUCGAUAUUAGAUUUUAAUGAAAGUAAACAAGAAUUCGUUUAUCAAGGUCCUCAGAAGGUUGCGCUUAAAUCUUUAAAUAAUUCAACAGAUCCUACAGAAGAGUUUUUUGACGAGGCAAAAAGAUUUAUUCAAAUUAGAUCAGGUGAUAUUGUUAAUGCAUAUGGAAUAUCUAAAAUUGAAAUUCCUGGCAACUGCAAUUUUGCUAUAGUUAUGAAUUAUUUUGAAGAAGGAAAUUUGCGAGAUUAUUUAAAGAAAAAUCACAUGAUUCUAAGUUUAGAAGAUAGAGUGUUUGCCAUUUGGCGUAUCUGUUUUGUUUUACUGGACGUUCAUAAACAAAAUCUAAUUCAUUGUGAUUUACAUAGCGGAAAUAUCCUUAUAUAUACAAAUAGAUGCUUGCUUACUGACUUAGGACUAUGUGGCCCUGUAGAAGGUAAUAAUGCAGAUGAAGUGUUUGGAAUUAUUCCGUACAUGGCACCCGAAUUACUUCAAACUAUUGAAUAUGAAGAAAAACGAACUAUAAUGGCUUUUAAUACAAACUUGCAACAAGAAACUUCUUAUCAGAGCAAGGUUUUUGAUUUUAAGUUUAUUAACUCAGGUUAUUUUCGUUUAUCAAAUUAUUUUUCUGUUAAAGUUUAUGAUACACAUAGUAAGAAAACAGCAGUGUAG
Messenger RNA from Racocetra fulgida, 723 nucleotides. The record is from the annotation of a GenBank genome assembly. NCBI's taxonomy places the organism in Eukaryota, Fungi, Glomeromycota, Glomeromycetes, Diversisporales, Gigasporaceae.